Nicotiana attenuata is the source of this 2649-nucleotide messenger RNA. RefSeq names its product formin-like protein 4. The record is from RefSeq and is a predicted model, not a curated record. Lineage: Eukaryota; Viridiplantae; Streptophyta; Magnoliopsida; Solanales; Solanaceae. Gene Ontology annotation, molecular function: actin filament binding. Gene Ontology annotation, biological process: actin cytoskeleton organization; actin nucleation. Bases 124 to 2529 code for a protein of 801 amino acids. The transcript has 2 exons.
AAGUGUCAGCAAGAAAACCAUAUACCAAAUCCAAGAAAGAGAGCUUUUCAACUACAAUGCUCAAAAUAAGGCAAAACACAGCUUCUAAUUUCAAACUCAUUUCAGUUCCAUCCAAAUUAGAAAAUGGCUGCCAUUUCUUGGCUCUCAAUGAUUCUUUAUCUCUUCAUUCUUUUCAUUCUUUCUAUUAUUCCAAAAUCUUCUUGCCAAUCAUUGUCACCGCAAAAUGUUGAAACUUUCUAUCCCUUUCCUUUACCAAAUCUUCUCCCUCCUCCUAUUCCACCCGUUCAACGGCCACCACCAUCUCCGCCUCCGCCUCUGCUUCCACCCCCUACACCGCCAUUGGACACGCCUGCGCUGCCGCCUUCUGUGUUAGCACCAGAUUCAUCAUCAAAGAAAGCUGUUGGAACAGCUAUUGGUGUUACUGCUGCUAGCACUAUUGUUUUAUCUGCCCUUUUCUUCUUCUUUUUGGUUAGGUACUCGAGGCGUAGAAGAAAGCAACGAGAAGAUGGCGCGAGUAGUGAUCCACGGGGUACUGGUGCUACCCCUGUGGUUGCAAAAGAUGAAUUCUUGAAAUUUGAAGGAAAUCUUAAAGGGGUAAUUGUAGAUGAAAAUGGAUUGGAUGUGCUUUAUUGGAGGAAACUAGAAAGUGGAGAAGUUAAAGAAAGUUUCAAGAAAAAACAAGUCUUUGUUAAUGCACUAAAAGAUGAAGAAGAAGAGAAAAGAAUGAUUAGUAGAGGAGUUGGUGGUAGGAGGAAAUCAGAGCAUCCAAUCCAAGAAUUGCCUCUGCUUAGAGGCAAAUCUUCAACAUCUCAAAGUCCUUCUUGGCUUGAACUAGAAAAUAAACAACCAAGACCUUCUGCUGGCAUAGUUUUUAACCCUAUGGAGAAACAAGACUCUUCUAGCCAACUCGAGUCACGAGCUCUGCCUCCAGCUCCUUCACCACCGCCACCACCACCACCAUUGCCUGUGACAGCAAUUCAAAAGGCUCGUAAUCCUCCACCUCCACCGCCACCAGUGAUAAGGAAAGGCCCUCCACUACCCCCACCACCUAUUAAUCCUAGUGGCUUGCCUUCAUCAUCAGGUGAAGGCACUUCUGGUAGUGGAAAUGAUAAAGUGAAACUGAAACCAUUGCAUUGGGAUAAAUUGAAUGCUAAUGUUGAUCAUUCAAUGGUCUGGGACAAACUCGACCGUGGUUCCUUCAAGUUUGAUGGAGAUCUUAUGGAGGCUUUAUUUGGAUCUGUUGCUACAAAUAAGAAGUCCCCCGGAAGAGAAAGGAGAUCAUUGAGUCCAAGAGAAGAAAUAUCAGGUCCACCAUCUCAGAUAUUCAUUCUUGAAACCAGGAAAUCCCAAAACAUAGCGAUUGUACUCAGGACCCUUGGUGUUACUCGCAAAGAGAUCAUCGAUGCACUAAUCGAUGGACAAGGUCUAAGUGUUGAGACUCUAGAGAAACUGAGCAGAAUAACCCCAACAAAAGAAGAAGAAUCAGAAAUUCUUGCAUUUGAAGGAGACCCUACAAGGCUAGCUGAUGCUGAAUCUUUCCUCUUCCAUAUCCUCAAAGCUGCUCCAUCCGCCUUUACUCGUUUCAAUGCCAUGCUUUUUAGAGCAAAUUAUGGCGCUGAAAUUCUGCACCAGAAAGAGUACUUGCAGACACUGGAAUUGGCUUGCAAGGAGCUUAAGACUCAAAGAUUAUUCUUGAAACUUUUGGAAGCCAUUCUAAAGGCGGGGAAUAGAAUGAAUGCUGGAACUUCUAGAGGAAAUGCACAAGCAUUUAAGCUUACUGCUCUCAAGAAGCUCUCUGAUGUGAAAAGUAUGGAUGGUAAGACCACAUUGCUUCACUUUGUUGUGCAAGAAGUAGUCAGGGCAGAGGGCAAACGUUGUGUGACUAAUCGUAAUCAGAGUUUGAGGCGUAGCAAUAGCCAGAGUAGUGGGAGCAGUGCCAUUCCAACCUCAAAGAAUGCUACUGAAAAUGAUGAGACAGAAAAGGAGUAUAUGAUGCUUGGUUUACCGGUGGUCGGCGGCCUAAGUUCUGAGUUCACUAAUGUAAAGAAAUCAGCUGCAAUAGACUAUGACUCGCUCUCUAAGACGUGCUCAAUGUUAACAGCUCAGACAUCAGAAAUCAGGAGGCAUUUAGCACAAUGUGGCAGUGAUAAAGGAUUAUUUGGAAAAGAGAUGAAAAAGUUUCUGGAUGCUGUAGAUAAAGAAAUAAAAGCAGUGAGAGAAGAACAAGAUAGAGUGAUGGAACUUGUAAAGAAAACAACAGAUUAUUAUCAAGCAGGAGCUUCAGAUGAUAAAGGGUGGCAACCACUUCAACUAUUUACCAUAGUUAAAGAUUUCUUAGAAAUGGUUGAUCAAGUUUGUGUAGAAAUUACAAGAAACAUGCAGAAAAAGAAACCCCUUGUAGCUGUUACAGGAUCAUCAUCACCGGGAAUGGCGAAUAAUAGGGCUGUUAGAUUCCCAAAAUUGCCUGCUAAUUUCUUAUCAGACAUUUCAAAGAGCAGUUCUUCUUCUGAUUCUAGUGAUGAUUCAUGAAUACCAGACAAAGAAAAUCUGAAGGGAUCAAGCUCUGUACAUAGAGAGGAAACUAUAAUGUAUUUGAAGUGUACACAGAUUUGUUUCACUAAUGAUUUCAACUCUGAGAUUCUUUUUCAA